Didymosphaeria variabile is the source of this 993-nucleotide messenger RNA. It is a transcript of the gene NUC1, whose product is annotated as nuclease. NCBI's taxonomy places the organism in Eukaryota, Fungi, Ascomycota, Dothideomycetes, Pleosporales, Didymosphaeriaceae. Gene Ontology annotation, molecular function: single-stranded DNA endonuclease activity; RNA endonuclease activity; nucleic acid binding. Gene Ontology annotation, cellular component: nucleus; mitochondrial inner membrane. Bases 1 to 993 code for a protein of 330 amino acids. The record is from RefSeq and is a predicted model, not a curated record. The transcript has 2 exons. Gene Ontology annotation, biological process: apoptotic DNA fragmentation.
AUGUCGAAAGUGACCCUUGCGAUCGUAGCAGCGGCCGGAGCUGCCACCGGUGCAGCAGCCACUGCGGCGUUGUGGUCUACAAAAAAGGAGACACCAUCUCCAACAGUUGUUACAACUACUACCACUACAAGUGGCAUAGCAAAGGCACCUCCACCUCCUUUACCUGUUGGACGGCAUCCUCACGCCCCAGCCCCGAAAGCAAUUGUCGAUCCAAGCGGCAUCUUUCAAUAUGGCUUCCCCGGCCCCGUCAACGACCUCCGUCCUGCCGCCUCCCUGACCUCCUCCUUCGACCGCCGCACACGCAACCCCCACUGGGUCGCCGAGCACAUAACUCCCGAGUCGCUCGCAAACAAUAACGCCGACCGCAAGCAUUCCGUCUUCGUUGAAGAUGUCUCCAUCCCUGAGAUGUUCCGCGCAAAGCUCAAAGACUACUUCCGCUCGGGCUACGACCGCGGCCACCAAGUCCCUGCCGCAGACGCGAAGUGGAGCCAGGAAGCCAUGGACGAUACCUUCUCGUUGAGUAAUAUGUGUCCGCAGGUGGGCGAUGGGUUCAACCGGGAUUAUUGGGCGCAUUUCGAGGACUUCGGUAGGAGGCUGACGAAGAGCUAUCCGUCCGUGCGUAUUGUCACUGGGCCUUUGUACCUACCGAAGAAAGAGGCGGACGGCAAGUGGAGGGUUUCAUAUGAGGUUAUCGGGUCGCCGCCGAACGUUGCCGUGCCGACGCACUUCUACAAGGUCAUCUUCGCGGAAGAUGGACAGCAGGGUGGGAAGGUUGCGCUGGGCGCGUUCGUCCUGCCCAACGCGGUAAUUGCGAGCCACAAGCCGCUCACGGACUUUGAAGUGCCGGUCGAGGUAGUCGAAAGGGCGAGCGGGCUGGAGUUCGUAUCGAAACUCGAUCCCGUGAGGAGGAGAAGGCUGUGUCAGGAGGUCAACUGCUCUGUCAUCAUCAAGGAGUAUGCGCAGAGGCAGAAGAGCUUCGGAAAACAACAAUGA